CCUCUUUGUGUGUGUGUGAGGGUUAAAGUGUGUGCGAGUGGGUUAAAGUGUGUGUGUGUGUGUGUGUGUGUGUGUGUGUGUGAGCGGAGGAAGAUGCUGCCGCUGCAGCUGCUGAGGGUGUCGGUCCAUGAGCGGAUCAGCGCCGCUGCUGCAGACUUUCUGCUGCUGCUGGAAAAAGGCAGAGAAGCGGCUGAGAUCCCGGAGCUGAGAGCGCUGCUCACCGAGCGGCUGACGGCGGCCGCGGAGGAGAUUGUCGGCCUGUUGGAGAAAACCGUGGCGGAGUACGAAGACAAAGCUGAGCGGGCAGAGCAAGAGAUGUGCCGCCAGAGGAAGCUGCUCAACAUCCUGCUGAAGCCCCAAGUCAGGCUGCACAGAGCAGUUUUCCCUCCAGACGUCCAGCAGCUGUCCAUCAAGACAGAGGAGAUCAGCCUGGACCAGGAGGAGCCAGAGCCCCCACACAUCAAAGAGGAAGAGGAGGAGCUCUGGACCAAUCAGGAGGCAGAGCAGCUUCAGGAUCACACCACGUUCCCUGUGAAGAGUGAGGAUGAUGAGGAGGAAGCUCAGUCUGAAGCAGAGACUGAAGACAGCGAAGACGACUGGAAGGAGAGCAGAGAAGCUCAGGCGGGUUCAGACUCACAGGAUAAAGUCCUUGUAGGUGAUAACAGAUUUAAUAUCGAGGACAAACCGUUCAGCUGCUCUGUCUGUGGCAAAGCCUUCCAGAAGAAGCCCAACAUGCAGAAACACAUGAGAGUCCACAGCGGGGAGAAAAAAUUCAGCUGCUCGGUUUGUGCCAAAUGUUUUCGGGAUAAAGGAGACCUGAUCAGACACAUGAGGAUCCACACGGGGGAGAGACCGUACAGCUGCUCCGUGUGCGGCAAACGUUUUAACCACAGCUCUCACGUGGUCACACACAUGAGGAUACACACCGGAGAAAAACCGUACGGCUGCGGCGAAUGCGGCGAAAGGUUUGGUCUCCUCUCCACGCUGAAGAGACACAGGAGGAGUCACGCCGGAGAGAAACCCUACGGCUGCAGCGCCUGUGGGAGGAGCUUCUACCGCCGGGAGCACCUGAGAAAACACCUGAGAAGAGCGCAGAAGAGAGGAGAGCACAGAUAAAGUCAGUCACGCACACAAAUGAGGGUUUUCUGACCUCUGCAGUAUUUUUUGUGGGCAUGAAACCAGUGAAACGGUUUAGACAGUGCUUUAUUUCUGUGAGGAUUUCACUGAUCUGAUGUGUCACCUUCUUUUUGAAAACCAGACUGAAGUUUGGAGUUUGGAGUUUAAAGGCUCAGGUCAAGAAAAUAAGGCUUUAUGAAACCUUUUUGAAAUUUGGCUCCUGGCUGGACGCCUCAGUCAUAGCGCACGUGGGCGACAUCUGCUGGUCAAAGUGAAGCUGUGCAGUCAAAUCAAGCUGCACCUUCACAGGAUUUUUUUUUUUUUUUUUUUUUUUAAUAGAAAUGCAAUAUAUAUUUUUGUUUACUUGGAAUAUAAAUAACAGCAGCUGACAGUUUGACUUCACUGCAUCUCUGUUUCUUGUUGAUCUUUGUUCUGCUUAAAUGAGCUACACAAUGUGACUGAUGGGUGAUGGUGUUUGUUGUAAAUGUUAUGAAUGGAGAUCACAAGAUGGUGAAGCAAAGGUUUAUUCCUCCUGACAUAUUUGAUUGUUCUUUUUUUCUCAUGUUGUUUCAUUUCUAUAGUUUUUGCCUUUGCGGAGCAGCAUGAUGGCCUGAUAGAGAAACAGAUAGAAGAUCAAUUGUAAAAAGAUUCAGCUUUAUUCAUCUCAGUGGGGAAAACAAAUAGGAGGCAACAGAAACACAAGAGAAAGUGGCUACAAGGUGGGACCGCUCCCUGCUGUUUGUCUCUGUCCCGGGACAGCUGCUGAGGACGGGACGGCUGUGUUCGUCCCGCCGUUCUGUCCUGUGGGAAGAGAACGGCGGGACGAACCAGACUCCGCUCAAAAAUCUGACAGUUUGACACAUUUUUAAGGCUCUUCUGUUAGACUUUUUUUUCUUAAUCCCAAACCAGAAAGCCUUAAGUGUUAGUUAAAUAAAUCUUGAUUCCAUCUCUCAUAGUGUAUGAAUUUUUUUUUUUUUUUUUUGGGG
Messenger RNA from Myripristis murdjan (pinecone soldierfish), 2102 nucleotides. Its product is annotated as zinc finger and SCAN domain-containing protein 2-like. The record is from RefSeq and is a predicted model, not a curated record. The transcript has 2 exons. Bases 94 to 1116 code for a protein of 340 amino acids. Gene Ontology annotation, cellular component: nucleus. Gene Ontology annotation, biological process: regulation of gene expression. Lineage: Eukaryota; Metazoa; Chordata; Actinopteri; Holocentriformes; Holocentridae.